Dermacentor silvarum is the source of this 600-nucleotide messenger RNA. RefSeq lists its product as uncharacterized. Lineage: Eukaryota; Metazoa; Arthropoda; Arachnida; Ixodida; Ixodidae. The transcript has 3 exons. Bases 1 to 600 code for a protein of 199 amino acids. The record is from RefSeq and is a predicted model, not a curated record.
AUGCUGUCAUCUGAAACGUACGCAUAUUAUCGUUUCCGUCGAGCAGCCGCAGCGCCCUCCGCCCGAUCGUUCGUGGCGUGCACGAUAGGCGUCCAGGGCGUCCUCCGUUCGGCGUAUCCUCUGGAUGAGCAACUGUGCGACGAGUACAUCUUUACCGAGGUGGUGGUGGACGACAGUGGCUUCUGGUCGCGCACCAGCAACGAGGCGUUCAAGCUUUUCAAGGCGGUGGCGUCUGAGCGGCGGCGUAGCAACAGUCAAGAGGAGCGGUUCUGCCUUUCACUGUACGACAAUUUCGUGGCACACGACAUGGCCUUCCCUGCGGUGGCGUUUUCGGCGAAUGCAGUUGACAUGUACACGAACAGCGGCAUCUCCUGCUAUGGCCUGCUCAACCAGGUGCACAGCAUCAGCGCACUGGCUGGCUUGGACGUGCUGCGCCAAUCGCUCACGCUCCUGCCCGACACUUGCCUCAGCCGCUUCGCAAGGCCCAUACCACCACCAGGACCUCCAGCCCCGCUGUCUUCGCAGUCCGCCUUCAAUCCAGUAAGCCAUGGCCUCGGAUUCCUCCGGUCAAGCACCGUCAUCAUCGCCACCACACCGUGA